Messenger RNA from Melanaphis sacchari, 2617 nucleotides. It is a transcript of the gene Eip63E, whose product is annotated as cyclin-dependent kinase 14. The transcript has 11 exons. Lineage: Eukaryota; Metazoa; Arthropoda; Insecta; Hemiptera; Aphididae. Gene Ontology annotation, biological process: protein phosphorylation. Gene Ontology annotation, molecular function: ATP binding; cyclin binding; cyclin-dependent protein serine/threonine kinase activity. Gene Ontology annotation, cellular component: cytosol; nucleus; cytoplasm. The coding region runs from base 260 to 1741 and encodes 493 amino acids. The record is from RefSeq and is a predicted model, not a curated record.
CGAAAAACAACAAACGAGAUAACACGUCCGUUCAUUAUUACACGCGCAACAAGAACGGCUACUGUAAUUUCAUUAUUAUUUUAGUAAAACAAUAACAAUAUUAAUAUUUUAAAAUAAUAAUAUAGGUAAUCAUGUACAAAACGAAAUGUCUGAUAACGUCCUUUUAGCUUAAGUGUUGAAAUUCAAUCCGUCGGUAAUCUUAAACAUUAUAUAUCUUUAAUUUUUUUCUCCUUUUUUUUUUCUUUACAAAUGACACAGUAUGUACUGCCAGCCAAACUGCAACAACUCUACGUCCAAAUUGAAAGAUGGAGUUACCAUGAGAGAAAAGAAGAGUGGUGCUUUAAGCAAAGUUCAAAAAAUUAAAAAACGCCUGAGCCAUAGUUUUGGUCGACUUUCUAUUUCUAAAGAAGAUCCUGACCGCAAUAGAACAUCUAGGGAUGCAUUGCCGAGUAAAUUGCAAUUCAAUGGUUAUUCUGAAGAGUAUCUUGAUCGAAUUGAACCAAACGGAAAUAUUCCUUGUGCCAAUGAUGAACACUUGUCCAGAUACGAUUGGAGUUCUGGUCUUGGUGAUCAAGAACGAGUUAAACGGCAGUUAUCCGUUUCGUCUGAUUCAAAGCUGUUAGACGAAGCUAUAUGUGAGGAAACGCGUGUCAUACUAAGACCUAAAAAACCUCCUAGGCCUAAAUCAGAAGUGUUCCUAAAUCAACCCAACCACAGACGAACCAAACGGUAUUCGGCAUUUGGGGGAGAUUCUCCGUUUGGAAAAUCAGAGGCGUACAUAAAAUUAGAUCCGCUUGGUGAAGGUUCCUAUGCUACCGUGUUUAAGGGGUACAGUAAUUUGACCAAUCAAGUCGUCGCGUUAAAAGAGAUAAGACUACAAGAAGAAGAAGGUGCACCUUUCACGGCGAUCCGUGAAGCUUCGUUGUUGAAAGAACUGAAGCACAACAACGUGGUCACUUUACAUGACAUUGUGCACACACGUGAAACACUUACAUUCGUUUUCGAAUACGUUCAUACUGAUUUGUCACAAUACAUGGAAAGACAUUCAGGAGGUCUAGAUUAUUCUAACGUACGACUAUUCAUGUUUCAAUUAUUCAGAGGCUUAGCAUAUAUACAUCAACGCCGUGUACUUCAUAGAGAUGUUAAACCCCAGAAUUUGCUCAUCAGUGAGAUAGGAGAACUUAAAUUAGCUGAUUUUGGACUGGCUCGUGCUAAAUCAGUGCCAAGUCAUACAUACUCACAUGAAGUAGUCACAUUGUGGUAUAGACCACCAGAUGUCUUGCUUGGGUCUACAGACUAUUCAACAUCCUUAGAUAUGUGGGGUGUUGGAUGCAUAUUUAUUGAGAUGAUUACUGGUGUGCCCACAUUCCCUGGAGUACGUGAUACAUAUGAUCAAUUGGAUAAAAUAUUUAAGAUUUUGGGUACACCUACAGAAGAACAUUGGGAAGGUUGCACACAUCUAAAAGGUUAUAAAGAAGGAAGAGGAAAAAUAUUUAUGUACCCACAUCAAAAACUUGGCCAUGUGUUUCCUAGGUUGUAUGACAUUGCUGAAGGCGAAAACUUAGCUACGUCAUUACUUCAGCUUAAUCCAGAUUUGCGUAUAAACGCUCCAGCUGGUCUUAGGCACAAAUAUUUUCAAUCCCUUCCCAAAGCUAUAUAUGAUCUUCCAGAUGAGGUGUCUGUUUUCAGUGUAAAGGGUAUUCAUCUGAGUCAUGAAUCAAGAACUACGUUCAAGUGUUAAAUGUUUUUUUUUUUUUUUUUAGUAAUUCUGAAGUUAUUACUAAUUAUUAGCUCAAUAAAAUUAAAAUAAUAAUAUUAUAUUUAAGUAUAGUUGUUUACCAGAAACAUUGAGUUGUGCGGCCCAAUCGGGGCUUUACGCGUCUCGGCUGUUGAGCCAUUUUACUGUGAUGAUGAUUAUUUUAUAUUUCCUAUAUUCAUACUUAUAAAUGUUAGUAUAUCAGUGUUGUAAAGGGCUUCUAGAGUAAAAAUAUUUGAAUAUUAAAAAAAAAAAAACAAUCAGUUAUUUUACAAUAAUACACUUAUUAAAAAUAUAAAAAAAAAGAACAAAGAGGAAAUAAGAUAAUAUAAAAUAUGUAUUUUUAGAGCGAUAAUAAUCUUUUUGUGUUUACUACUUAUACAGUUUUCACAACUAAAAUAUUAGAAUUUAAGGCAAAUGAAAUUGCUCAACAAAGUGGGGGUCAACUGUAUAACAAUCUAGUAACAUUACAAUAUGUAUACUUACUAAUACAUAUAUUUGUAUUGAUAAUAUUAAACAUUAAAUUUAAACUGAACAAAAUAACUUAAAUACUGUCCCCACAUUCGCUUUGCCGUCCCUUGAACGUCCACUUCAUGUAAAAUUAUUGUGUUUGAAAAACAUUCCUAAAAAUGCAUCAAUCACAAAAUUUUCCCUUAGGAUUAUAUUUGUUUUUGAAUAGUAUAUUUUACAUUUGUCGCUUGCCGUCCAAUUGGUCCGUCAAAGCAAAAUAUUCCUCUAAAAAUAUUUUAUUUAGCCGAUAACAACAUUUUCAAGAUGACAUCAGGUCUUUUGUUAUUGUUAAACUAUUUAAUAAAAGUUAAUGAUCCGUUUACAUUCAUUUAUAUUAAUGGUUGUGUUUUU